AUGACGACACCACACACGCCCACCGAGUCCUCGGGCCUGCUCCGAUCGCUCUCCAAGUCGAACGUCUUUGAAGAGACCUCGCGCGUCCUGCGGUCCAUCUCACGCUCCAACGCGUUCGAGGAAGACCCGGCCACGCUCACGACCGCGCUCUACGCGUCGGCGACCGUCACCGAGAUCCACACGUCGCCGUUGCAGGCGUGGCUGGGCACAUUCAUCCUCGCUGCCAGCCUCAUCACUGUCUCGUCCGUCGGCAUCGCGCUCGACCUCCAGACCGGCGUCACGCCGCUCCUCAAGCUCUUCUGGCGUAUGACCGCGACUGCGUUCUUCAUGGGCCUCUUCGCCUACGCCCGCGGAUGCUCCUUCAAGCUGCCGACGACCAUCGACGUGGUCUCGAUGGCGUUUGCUGGUAUUGGCUACGUCAUCUUUCUCGGCACGUUCAUCUGUGCGCUCGACAUGACGUCCGUGAGCCACGCGUACAUCUUCAACAACUGCCACUCGCUCCUCCUCGUCCUCGGAAAGCUCGUGUUCCGCCAGCCC
This is a messenger RNA of Saprolegnia parasitica CBS 223.65, 537 nucleotides long. RefSeq lists its product as hypothetical. The transcript has 2 exons. The annotation marks the transcript as partial. Lineage: Eukaryota; Oomycota; Saprolegniomycetes; Saprolegniales; Saprolegniaceae. The record is from RefSeq and is a predicted model, not a curated record.